CGAUUUCGUGUAAGGAAAUAUAAAAAGAGAUUGACUUAACAACGUUAAUCCAGAAGUUGAAAUGAAGCUAAUAAUAGGUGUUGUUUUUAUAGUAGUAUCUGCUUUAGCAGAUGAGUUACCUUUAGCAGAACAAUGUGACGAAGAAGCAUGCCAGUUGCCUGAUUGCAGAUGUUCGUCGACGGAUAUUCCCGGUGGUCUAAGACCUAGGGAUACUCCGCAGUUCGUAACUAUAACUUUCGAUGGCGGCUUAAACACUGUCAAUAUCCAAACAUAUCGACAAGAGCUCUAUGACAAAACUACCAAAAAUGGGUGUCCAAUCGGAGCUACCUUCUACGUUAACCAUGAGUAUACCAACUACAAUAUUGUAAAUGAACUAUACAAUAGAGGAUUUGAGAUUGGUUUGAACUCAAUCUCUCAUCGGACACCGCCUUCUUAUUGGGCUCAAGCUGAUUAUGACACUGUGAUGGCAGAAAUUGGAGACCAAAGGAUUCAAAUGGCACAUUUUGCGAAUAUACCAAUGGAUGCAAUCAAAGGUGUUCGCCUCCCGUUCCUACAAAUGACCGGCAACUCAAGUUUCCAAGUCAUGGCUGACAUUGGCCUGCUAUAUGACGCAAGCUGGUCUACCACAGCCAACACGAACCCAGGCCUCUGGCCGUAUACCCUGGACUACGCUUCCACCCAGGACUGCAACAUUCCUCCUUGUCCAACCGCCUCAAUUCCCGGAGCUUGGGUGUUUCCUCUUGUUGCCUGGCUUGACUUGAGUGGAACUGCAUGUACUACUGUAGAUUCUUGCUUCGACGUUCCCGAAGAGAAUGACGUAGACGGCUGGUACCGCUUCUACAUAUCCAACUUCGAGAGGCACUACCUUGGCAGUCGGGCUCCAUUCGGUUUCCACGUCAAGGAAGCGUACUUUACCAUAUAUCCAGGAGCCAGGGUUGCUUUUAGACGAUUCCUCGAACUUCUGAACAAUUUGCAUGAUGUGUUUGUUGUGAAUUCGAGCCAAGUGAUAGAAUGGAUCAAAGACCCUGUUCCUGUAAGCGAAUACAUUGAGCAGCCAUGCUGGAAUUUUGUGAACACUCGUUGUAAUCACAUCGGCUGUCCACCGCUUACUUCUGAACACAAUCAGAUUCAAUAUUGGAUGGAAAUCUGCAAUAUUUGUCCUCGAGUGUAUCCUUGGGUAGGCAAUCCAUUAGGACUUUAAGCACUUUCACUAAAUACAUACAUACAUACAUACAUAAAAUCACGCCUCUUUCCCGGAGGGGUAGGCAGAGACUACCUCUUUCCACUUGCCACGAUCUCUGCAUACUUCUUUCGCUUCGUCCACAUUCAUAACUCUCUUCAUACAAGCUCG
Messenger RNA from Amyelois transitella, 1351 nucleotides. RefSeq names its product chitin deacetylase 8. The record is from RefSeq and is a predicted model, not a curated record. Gene Ontology annotation, biological process: carbohydrate metabolic process. The transcript is spliced from 7 exons. Gene Ontology annotation, molecular function: hydrolase activity, acting on carbon-nitrogen (but not peptide) bonds. Lineage: Eukaryota; Metazoa; Arthropoda; Insecta; Lepidoptera; Pyralidae. Bases 62 to 1201 code for a protein of 379 amino acids.